AACGCUUCCGGUGACGUCACGGGAGAAACAUGGCUGCGGGCUGCAGGUGGAGAAGUCUUCAUCAGAGGGAGAGAGACUGAGCCUGGAGGGGCUGAGAAAGUGAAAGAUCCACCACCUGGCAUGGAAACCUGUCCAUUCUGCGGGAAGGCCUUCAAAAGGCUGAAGACCCAUUUACCGCACUGUAAGGCAACUGAGCAGGCAAAGAAAAGUCCAAAAACAGGGAAGACGAAAGCUUUAUUGGUGGAAGCAAAAGAGCAAAACUUAAAGAAGAAAAUUUUGCAGAACCCGAAGGAGGCCAGUUCAUUGGCAUCAGCAGACCCCCUUCAUGUAGCAGUCACACCGCCUCAAGCCUUGCCUGGAGGCUCCAAAUUCUUGAAGGCCUCAGAGGACAACUGGACUUGGCCCGACCGCGGGGCAGAUUUUAGAGGUGCCAAAGGGAAAUCGAGAAGCGCUGGUGUCAAGUCAACUGUAUAUGAGAACGUUUCCAAGAAAGCUUUAUUGGAGGAAGCCAAAGAGCAAUGCAUAAAAAAUAAAGUUUUGCAGGACCCGAAGGUGGCCAGUUCAUUGGCACCAACAGACCCCCUUCAUGUAGCAGUCACACCACCUCAAACAUCAGCUCUUCAAGCCUUGCCAGGAGGCCCCGAAUUCUUGAAGGCCUCAGAAAACAACUGGACUUGGCCAAACCCUGAGGCAGAUUUUAGAGGUGACAUAGGGAAAUCGAGAAGCGAUGAUGUCAAGUCAACUGUAUAUGAAGAAGUUUCCAAGAAAGAUUUAUUGGUGGAAGCAAAAGAGCAAUGCUUAAAAAAUAAAGUUUUGCAGAACCCAACGGUGGCCAGUUCAUUGGCACCAACAGACCCCCCUCAUGUAGCAGUCACACCACCUCAAACAUCGGCUCUUCAAGCCUUGCCAGGAGGCUCCGAAUUCUUGAAGGCCUCAGAGGACAACUGGACUUGGCCAAACUCCGAGGCAGAUUUUAGAGGUGACAUAGGGAAAUCGAGAAGCGAUGAUGUCAAGUCAACUGUAUUUGAAGAAGUUUCCAAGAAAGCUUUAUUGGUGAAAGCCAAAGAGCAAUACCUAAAUAAGGAAGGAGAUGACACAAUGGAAACGACAAAAAAGGCACAGCUCAAUAAAAAGAAACACAGUUGUCAAGAAUCUUGUAAAACCCAACAAUUUACGCAUGAAGAAAAUGAAAGUGAACAUGUAAAGAAAGACAUCAAAAAUAAUCAUUUAGGUCACACUCAUGGCAAUGAUCAUUUAAUUGAUAAAGAAGAGAAUAGAUCUGAUUAUUGUCCCAUAGAGGGUUCCACCACUCUGACCAGUUUAUGGAGUCCGGAAGUGGCAACUUCAAUAGUGCACACAGACCCACUUCCCGGAGCAGUCGCACCUUCUCAAAUAUCAGCUCUUCAAGUCUUGCAAGGAGGAUCUGAAUUCUUGAAGGCCUCAGAGAACAACUUUACUUGGCCAAACUACAAGGGAGAUUUUAGAGGUGCCAUAGAGAAAACGGCAAACAUUGGCAUUGAGUCACCUUUAUAUGAAGAAGUUUCUAAGAAAGCAUCAUUGGCGAAUGCCAAAGAGAAAUGCGUAAAAAAUGAAGAAGACACCACCUUGACUUUGCCAAACCACAAGGGAAAUUUUACAGGUUCCAUACAGAAAACAGGAAGCCUUGGCAUCAAGUUGCCUUUAUACAAAGAAGUUUCCAAAGUCAUGGAGGACAGAACGCGAGGAGAAGAUCAUUGCAGCUUUCAAAAUGGUUUUAAAGGUUCUUUAAAUGAGAGCCUUUUCCAGAAACCUGAGCUGCCUUCUGAGCCAAAUUCUUCUUUUCUGCCCGGUUACCUCCCGUCCUUUUGGCUUUAUACUCGGUGA
This is a messenger RNA of Rana temporaria (common frog), 1863 nucleotides long. RefSeq lists its product as uncharacterized. NCBI's taxonomy places the organism in Eukaryota, Metazoa, Chordata, Amphibia, Anura, Ranidae. The record is from RefSeq and is a predicted model, not a curated record. The coding region runs from base 121 to 1863 and encodes 580 amino acids. The transcript has 5 exons.